AUGAUUCAGUCAAUUAUCUCCGCAAUCAAAGGUGAAUUGCCGGAUCUGAGCGAUCUACAGCUAGCAGAUUAUAAGAAAGAAAAUAACCCAAAGGUGCUCAACAUGUCGAAUGGCUGCCCAAUCUUUGACAAACGAAAUGCUCUCACUGUUGGACCAAGUGGACCACAACUAAUGGAAGAUAUCGUUUAUUUGGAUGAGAUAACUCAUUUCGAUCGUGAGCGAAUUCCAGAGCGAGUGGUGCACGCCAAAGGAGCAGAUUUACUAACUGGUUCACGACGUACCUCGUCAGAAGCGAUACAUACUCAAACUCUGCUACUUUUCAUAUUUCUUUCUCAAGAACUGAGCGAUGACAGAUAUAUUAUCUCAAAGCUGGGUUUCGAUGGUUGGCCAGUGCUGGGUAAAGGCCACUGCAAAGCCUCCCCGACCGCUGAAAAUCUUUUGCCCUGA
This is a messenger RNA of Cylicostephanus goldi, 447 nucleotides long. The record is from the annotation of a GenBank genome assembly. NCBI's taxonomy places the organism in Eukaryota, Metazoa, Nematoda, Chromadorea, Rhabditida, Strongylidae.